Molecule: messenger RNA, 5552 nt
Organism: Solea senegalensis (Senegalese sole)
Lineage: Eukaryota; Metazoa; Chordata; Actinopteri; Pleuronectiformes; Soleidae
Gene: pard6b
Product: par-6 partitioning defective 6 homolog beta (C. elegans)
Exons: 3
Coding region: 313-1536 (407 amino acids)
Biological process (GO): establishment or maintenance of cell polarity; centrosome cycle; regulation of cellular localization
Cellular component (GO): nucleus; apical plasma membrane; cell cortex
Molecular function (GO): protein kinase C binding
Source: RefSeq, a predicted model, not a curated record
GGUAGAGUGGUUGUCAGAGUGUAGCUGGAGACUGUUACUGAACGAUCGCGUCGCAGCAGCAGUAUCGAGACGGAUCUGUCGUCGGUCACAAUGAGAGCAGAUAAGUUUACAGGCUGAGCUCAAGCCGCUGUCACAGUUUUUUGGGGGGCGGUAAAGAAGAAUAAGUCAUCGCGGGACAGGAGGAACAGGAGGAACAGGAGGAAAUAAGUGGACUUUACACUCCCGGUGUUUGGAUACUCAGCGGCUGCGGCGGCGGCGACAGUGAGUGCUCCGGCGGCAGAGCUUCGGCGGCGGUCCCGCUGUUAGCGAACCAUGAACAAGAACCACCGAGUGCCGAGCAACCGUUCACUGAGUGCCGUGGAGGUGAAGAGCAAGUUUGGUGCAGAGUUUCGUCGCUUCUCUCUGGAUCGGUCAAAGCCGGGCCGAUUCGAUGAGUUCUACGGCCUCCUGCAGCAUGUGCACCGCAUCCCAAACGUGGAGCUGCUGGUGGGCUAUGCCGAUGUACACGGCGACCUGCUGCCCAUCAACAAUGACGACAACUAUCACAAGGCCAUCUCCACCGCCAGCCCUCUGCUCAGGCUGUUUCUCCAGAGGAAAGAGGAAGCUGAUUAUUCAACCUUCGGUACCGACUCACUGACCAGGAAGAAGAACACGGUGCUCUCCGCCGUUCUGCUGCGGCCUGACGCCAACAGGAAAAAGCCGCCAGUCAUCAUCAGCCUGCCCAAGGACUUCCGCCCCGUGUCCUCCAUCAUCGAUGUGGACAUCCUGCCUGAGACGCACCGACGCGUUCGCCUGUACAAGCACGGCCAGGAGAAGCCGCUGGGCUUCUACAUUCGCGACGGCUCCAGCAUACGCGUCACUCCCCAGGGUCUGGAGAAGGUGCCGGGGAUAUUCAUCUCUCGCAUGGUGCCCGGCGGGCUGGCGGAGAGCACGGGUCUGCUCGCGGUCAACGAUGAGGUGCUGGAGGUGAACGGCAUCGAGGUGGGGGGGAAGUCUCUGGACCAGGUGACGGACAUGAUGAUCGCCAACAGCCACAACCUCAUCAUCACCGUGAAGCCUGCGAACCAGCGGAACAACGUCGUCCGCAGUGGAGGAGGAGAAGGAGGGGGCGGGGCGGCGUCUGGCAGCUCAGGACGCUCGUCGGACAGUGGCGCCAGCUACUAUGGCUACUCGUCACAUAGCGGUGCCAGCGCCGCGGCCUCCGUGCCAACACACAUCAUCCAGAACUUCCCCGUCGGGGAGCUGGAGAGCGACGAGGACGACGAGGACUUGGUGAUCGAGGCGGGAGGAGAGGCCGAGUCGAUCAGUCACUCGUCCUCCAACUACAGCUUUCCCCCGGUGCCUCGGUACGAGCCGCACCUCAACCUCCGCAGCACCGCCGCCUCUGCUCAUUCCAUCAACGCCAACGGGACACUGCCGGACAGCGGCAGCAGCGGGUCACUAAGCUACGCCAACACCUUUCCCACCUCGCCGUCGCCGGACAAAGCAAUGGAGAGGCGGAGCCUGGAGGAGGACGGCACUGUGAUAACUCUUUAGGUGACUCAUUCACAUAACUGAAGACUGGAAACGAGCACACACUCACAGGUGAGCGACGGAGUGGCGGUUCAAACGCGGGAGCUGAAGUGGUUCAUCGUGACUGUGACGGCACCUGAGGAACACAGUGAUUCAAUCUGACAUCAAACGCUGCACCACCUGCACAUCCUACAUGCCAAUUAACACGCAUGUGUGCUGUUCUGGUGACCUCAGACCUCCUCCGAUAAAGAACGAAGCUACAUCCACGCUAACCUUUUAGGUUUCUAUUUUAAAAACGCGACAGCUCUGCUUUGCUGUCCACGCGUCCCUGUAAGACUGUCUCCACUGAUGCCACGAUUCCAUUCAGAUAAAUAUGAAUUUCAUCAUUUUCAUACAAAUGCUUCAUCCUCAAGUUAAAACUAAUGUUUCUGCAGCAGAGAAGCCGCAACACGUGCAGUACAAUAUACGACUCUUUUAGUGAUAUAUAUGAUAUAUGUUGCAUUUCUAAAGAUAACUCUUGCCGCACACUGCACCAGUGUCCUUAGUCAGACAGUUAUGUGAUUAACAGUGAGACGGAUUUUCCCCUGCAUUGACAGUUAGAUGUUGCGUCGCUGUAGAAGCGAUUAUUUUAACUUCCCUUUUGAUGCUUGAAAACUGAGCAGUGUGAAAAUACUACUGACUGAAAAGUGCUGGGCUGCGUUUUAGUCUGUACGAGCAGAAAUUGAGACUCUCUGCUUUUAAGUGAACGCUUCUUUUAACCACUUAACUGUAAUCAAACCACUGAAGAGGAGAAAAUCAGCUUCUGGCACUUUUCAUAUCCUGUUUUUCAAAAAAUGAUCAUGUGACACACAGAAUGUUUUCAGGUGUUUUCGUGUGGACACUCAGUGUCUCUGAUUCAUGGCUGAUGAAUACUCGCAGUUUUCUAAUGAAAACCUGGCUAGUGUGGAUGGAGCCACAGUGUAGUUUGCUUUGCCUUUUUAGCCAAAACUACAAUUUUAAACCUGAUAUUCUUUAAUUUCCUCACAUCCUUCAUGCAUUUUCAAUAAUCUCACUACAAAAUGUUCAGUUUGAGAGUAAUCUAUGAACUAUGUCAGAUUACAGUUAAGACACUGUUUUAAAACCACCAGAAGCACUUGUUUUUAAACUCAGAUACACUAGAGGGCAGAGAUGAGAUGCUUCGUUCUCUCUCUCCAUCAUUAAAAUCUUCUCACCAGUCCCAUGAACACAGUUGGAUGAAGGUCGAGAGUCACGCCCUCUACCAAAGCCGACAGUCUAGUGCUGGAUUAUGACGUGCGUGUUCCUGAGAUUAGCAAUAAAAAUAUUUUUGAUCAGGCUCAGAUUCCGUUUUUCUUUUUACCUUCUGUGACUGAAAGGUUGGUGUUUUAUUUAUUUUUUCAUUAAUCAUUCUUGGUGAGCAUCAUAGGCCUGGUUUUUUUGUUACAUAUAUAUUAUCUGAAUAUUUUGUUUUGGUUUAUUCUCUUUAAUGUCCACCGCUUGCAUCUGACAGGUGACCAACGCUCUCUACCUGAUUAUGGGACAUGUUUUUCUGAAUAUUGCACUCCCUCUACUUUCAAUGACAAGGGCUAUUUCCCCUGCUGCUUGUGUACAAAUGUGAAAAUGUGAAUUUGAUUUAUUUGUUUUUUCUAUUCUUUUUGUGUGUUCUCUUUCCCUCUGUUCUCUCUGGACCACAACACAAUAUUAUACUGUAGUGUCAGUCAUUUUUUAGUAGAUUAAUUUCUUUCUCUCUCCAGGCUCCUGAGUUCGCUUGGACGUGACCUGAGACAUUCACAUAUGAAAAGUGUUCUUGAUCGUUUUUCCUGCGUCAUAUUGAACUCAUUUAAUCACGCUAAUGAGUAAAUGAUUAAAGAGAUUGUUCAGGUUUCAGUGCAGAACACUGAAAACCAGAUUUUAUCCACUUAACAAAAACCUCACCUCAUAAAAUCCAUGUGUUUGCCACUUUAUCUCGCCGUUAGACCACUUUUUCCACCUGGAAACCGGAGAUUUUGUUGAGAAAACUGUCAUUUUUAAGCCCGUGUGCACACAGAAGCUGCUGGUCUACUGCUACCUCGUUUGUUGAAUUUAUGUAAAUUGAAACACAGGAUUUUAAACACUGAAGUCACAAAAAGAACACAUUAUAACUUACUGAUGGAUGCAGCAGUGGAUCAACAACUCCUGUGUGUGCUGCGUGGGUUAGGGCAAAAUCGCUGAUUUUCUCUAUGGACUUUGGUGUGAGAGGGAGGGCGGUUUACAAAGCAGCUCAGUUAUCAGCUGUAAAAGGCUGAGAUGAAGCAGCAAAUCUAAUCUUAACAUAUCAGAGACUUAAGUGGGGUCUAAAAUGUAUGUAUGAGCCUUUUAUUAAGAGGCUGAAACCAGUUUUUCCUUGCAUCAGAUGACACAUUAAUAGUUACAUUGUAACGCUGUUAUAGCAGACUUGAGAGCGACACAUGGUGACAAACUAGAAAAGAGUCAUAUUGAAACUAACCGUGGACACAGAGUGAGUCACUCGCCGUGUGUUUGUUGAAGGUGAGGCAGUUCAUGUCCAAACCUUCAAAGGCAUUUGGAGCCAGGCCAUAAUGAAGCAAACAUAGACACACUUGAUUACUUGUUCUUUGGUAACAGUGAUGUAAUAUUACGGUAACACCAUUUUAUCUUUUACACAAUUUACAGCUUGGUGAAUACAAUCGUGAACAAGGAGGUAAUAGUACAUACAAUUUUAUUUUCAAAGUAAAAGCUCGACACUACAGUCUACCAUCAUGUUCAGAUUAAAUUAAAAUAAAUGUGAAUCAGUCCUUUUCUUGUGUGCCCCUCACACAUUUUCCAUUGUUUAUACCAAACUUAGUGAUUACCGUAGAAAAUAAGUCAGGAUGCACAAUAAUAUCGGCACGAUAUCGACUUUAAAAUGUAUUAUUGGAUAUUGGUAAACACGCCAAGAUCCCCUGACUAAUGACUCAAACAGCAGGCCCAGUAUUCCGCUACAUCUUCCACUUCUCUGCUUAUUUAUCUACGUUUGCUGCAACAAGAGUACGUCAAAUGUUAACUUAAAUGAAAUGAAUUUGUUUAUUUGUAAAAAUGACGGUGUCUCAAAAGCAAAAUAUCACGAUACUUCACUGUAUCUAUUUCUUCUUUCCACCCUUCCUACUUAUUAAGGUUUUCUGCUGUUGGUUUUUCCCAUCUGCUGUCCUUUUUACAUGCGAUAUCGUUAACAUUGUCUCCCACUGAGAACACUGUCCAUCUUCUUCACGUAUAUCCGGUUUCACCUGAGCCAAUAUGCACUUGUAUUCACAUGCACCAUCUCACUAAAUCAGUGUAGAUCUGGUGUUUUUAGUCAAAUCUCUGAUGAGCCGAUCAUACGCAUGACUGGAAUCCGACACACUGUUUGUGCCACGUGUGUCCGCCAUUUUAUUUCAAGCUUUACUGGACAAAGAAUUGUCUUUGCGGCCCUUUUUAUGUCACAGGUGUGAAACUGGGUUUAUGUGUAUAUUCUCGAAACGGUACUUUGAAAGAAAGACUUUAAUUUGUCUAUCUCUAACUUUUACCACUGGACACUGGGAUAGUAACCACGGAGGCAUUUGUUAUUUAUUCUCCAUAAUCAUAAUGUCUUUGUUUUGACUGUACACAUUAUUUUAUAUAUAUAUAUAUAUAUAUAUAUAUAUUUGUUCAUACAUACAGCAGAUUUUAUUAUCGCCCUCAUGAUUUCAGUAGGUGACGUCAUUAUAGUUUCAUUUUAAUUUUCCAUACUGUGAAUUAUCAUCAUUAUUAUUGUUUUUGUGGGAGAGAGAAAAAAAAGCACGUCAGAAAGUGAUUGAUCAAUGAUUAUUAUUUUUAUUUUUUUUUCGCUCGCCAGAUAAAUCCUAUGGUAUAGAUUUGUAAUAAAGAAUUGUCAGUAUUUUCAUAUCGAUGCUGUAUGAUGAUGUACAUUUUUAUCACAUUUAAUGAAAAAUGUUUGAACAUUCAACUGGAGGCGUAUGAAUAAAUAGAUAAUGUAUACUUGUAAUUUUUGAUUUUAAGGAGUUGGAUAAAAUAAACUAAUGUGUAGCAAA